Molecule: messenger RNA, 1044 nt
Organism: Cordyceps militaris CM01
Lineage: Eukaryota; Fungi; Ascomycota; Sordariomycetes; Hypocreales; Cordycipitaceae
Product: norsolorinic acid reductase
Exons: 6
Coding region: 1-1044 (347 amino acids)
Source: RefSeq, a predicted model, not a curated record
AUGAAUUUUGGCGAUAGCUGGAGUCACUGGCUGGGCGAGUGUACGAAAGAGACAACAGAGGAUAUAUUAGACUACUUCUACGAGCAAGGGGGCAAUUUCAUUGACACGGCAAACAAUUACCAGUGUGGAGAGAGCGAAACUCGUAUUGGUAAUUGGAUGAAGAGCCGCGGCAACCGUGAGCAGAUGGUCAUUGCUACAAAGUAUACCACAGCUUUCAUACCUGUAGAGGGCGGGGCCAAGAUCAAAGUCAACUUCAAUGGCUGUGGUGCCAAGAGCCUUAACGCUUCCAUUACCGCGAGUUUACAGAGACUACAGACGUACUACAUUGAUCUGCUCUACGUUCACUGGUGGGACUACAACACCUCAAUACCAGAAAUGAUGCAAGCUCUCAACAGUGUCGUGCUUGGCGGCAGAGUACUGUAUCUUGGCAUCAGCGAUGCCCCAGCAUGGGUAGCUAGUAAAGCAAACGAAUACGCCAGAAAUCACGGUAUGCGCCAAUUCAGCGUCUAUCAGGGUAAAUGGUCAGCUGCCCAUCGUGAUCUUGAGCGCGAUAUUAUCCCCAUGUGCCGUGCCGAGGGCAUGGCCCUUGCUCCCUGGGGCUCACUCGGUGGAGGUAAAUUUAAAUCUGCAGAGCCGUUCAGAAUGCUUAGAGUCCGAGACGAAAAGCCGACUCAAGAGCAUACUGACCAGGAGAAGUUGGUUCUCGCUACACUUGAGGCCGUCGCAAGGCGUAAAAGCGCGGCCGUCACCGGUGUCGCCAUCGCAUAUGUCAUGCACAAAGCACCUUAUGUUUUCCCCGUGCUCGGCGGGCGCAAGGUCGAGCACAUCAAGAAUAACAUCGACGCCCUCAACAUAGCAUUGAAUGCCGAGGAUAUCCGAGAAAUCGAAGCUGCGGCACCUUUUGACCUCGGGUUCCCGCACAACUUCCUCUGGGGAAAGCGUGUUCCUGCGGCGCAGGGCGAUGUGAACUUUGCCGUUCUUGGAGGCAGCUAUGAUCACGUUGAGGAUGUCAAACCCAUCACGCCUGCCAAGGCAGCAGAGUAG